AUGUCCUUGGUACACUUCCAACUUCGCGGACACAAGACUAUCGCCCUGAUAGGCGGCGCGACAGCUCUGAUCGGUGACCCUUCUGGUCGUUCGACCGAACGGCCACACAUGGCAGAAGAGCGCGUCGAGGCGAACUUCGUCCGCCUCCGUGCUAGCGUGGAGAGGUUCUUCGAGCACGCGCAGGACUAUGCAAGCUCACGAUUGUCGGCCUCGCUCCACGAUGAGCGCUACAACGUGCGCAUCCUGAACAACGCAGACUGGUUCCGCCGAUUGAACGUAUUGGACUUCUUACGCCUGGCAGGCACGCACGCCAGGGUCAAUGCAAUGCUUGCACGCGAAAGUGUCCAGUCACGCCUCAAUUCUCAACAAGGCAUCUCCUUUUCGGAAUUCAGUUACCAACUCCUCCAGGCGUACGACUUCCUAUGGCUUCAUCAGAACACUGGUUGCACUGUACAGAUUGGCGGCUCUGAUCAGUGGGGCAACAUCGUCGCCGGUAUCGAUCUUAUCAAUCGCACUGCCCACGGCGGUCAGGCAACACCGCUCGCAUCCGAGGAGGAAGACAGCCCGCAGAAGGGUUUUGGUAUCACAACACCGUUGCUCACCACCGCGAGCGGCGAGAAAUUCGGGAAAAGCGCGGGCAACGCCGUCUGGCUCGACCGGUCCCUGACGAGUGUAUUCGACUUCUACCAGUUCUUCCUACGCACGCCGGAUGCCGAUGUAGGCCGGUACCUCAAGCUAUUCACUCUUCUCCCUCUUUCAACCAUCGAAGAGGCGCUCGUAGAGCACGCGAAACACCCAGAGCUGCGUGCCGCGCAGAGGCUCUUGGCUGAUGAGGUCACGACCCUUGUCCAUACCGAGGAUGGCUUAAGGCAUGCUCAUGCGGCGACGCGUGUGCUCUUUGGAACGGACCUUGCAGAUGUACGGGCCGCGGAUGCGGUGAACGCACUCGAGGGCGAUCCGCGGCUGCAUACCGUACAGGCGGCUGACGCAGUCGGCGUACCUGUCGCUCGCCUCGCGCAAACGGUCGGGCUCGUCAAAUCUUUCGGUGCCGCGAAAAGCUUGAUCAAGAUGGGCGGUCUCUAUCUGAACGGAAAGGCAAUCUCGAUAGAUAAGACUCUCGAUAACACCGAUCUUUUGGACGGCAGUCUGGUCAUCUUGCGUGCGGGGAAGAACAAUCAUGCGAUCGUGACCGUACAGUAG
Messenger RNA from Peniophora sp. CBMAI 1063, 1200 nucleotides. The record is from the annotation of a GenBank genome assembly. Lineage: Eukaryota; Fungi; Basidiomycota; Agaricomycetes; Russulales; Peniophoraceae.